AUGAAAUCAUCACUAAUUUUACUCUCCUUUUCUUUGGCUGCUCUUACUGUGUCCGCUGGGGAAGCAAGCGACCCUGAUGUCAUAACAUCAAAAGCUAGUGACAUCGAGUUUGUUGGGGAACAGUAUAGACAAUUACCCUUCCCAAGAUGGUUAACAGAAUUCACUGGAAUGACAAGAUGGCCAGAUUUAGACCCACCCUAUAUUCCCUUAGAUUUUAUUGAUAUGGAUAAAAUUCCGGAUUUCAAACCUUAUCGUCAAGGUCUUUGUGGUGUAAAUCCAAGAGAUGCAUGCUCAUUCGAUUGUGAUAAUUGCAUUGCUCAUGAUGAUGUUUAUACAUGUCCAAAGCUUUCUCAAACAUUCGACGACGGUCCUUCACCUGCAACAUUAAGAUUAUUAAAUAAAUUGAAACAUAAUACAACUUUUUUCGCUUUGGGAAUAAAUACGGUAAACCACCCCGAUAUUUAUAGGAAAACUAUGGAAGCUGGUCAUUUAAUGGGGUCACAUACAUGGUCUCAUGCAUAUUUACCAAGUUUAUCAAAUGAACAAAUUAUUGCUCAAAUUCAAUGGUCCAUAUGGGCAAUGAAUGCAACAGGACAUCAUUUCCCCAAAUGGUUUCGACCACCUUAUGGCGGAAUAGAUAACAGAGUUAGAGCUAUUACAAGACAAUUCGGAUUACAAGCUGCAUUGUGGAAUCAUGAUACUUUCGAUUGGAAACUAGUAUCAAAUGAUCCUAUCAGGACUGAGGAGCAAAUCUAUGAAGAGGUGAGAAAAUGGAAAAGUCAAGGAGGGGGAUUAAUCUUGGAACACGAUGGUUCACAUAGACCUGUGGAUGUUGCAUUGAAUGUAAUCGAUAUUUUAGGACCUGAUCAAAUGACAGUUGCCCAAUGUGUUAAUGGUCCUGAUUAUAUACGUAAUUUUUGA
Messenger RNA from Naumovozyma dairenensis CBS 421, 921 nucleotides. RefSeq names its product chitin deacetylase CDA2 (gene CDA2). Gene Ontology annotation, biological process: carbohydrate metabolic process; ascospore wall assembly. Gene Ontology annotation, molecular function: chitin deacetylase activity. Gene Ontology annotation, cellular component: prospore membrane. The coding region runs from base 1 to 921 and encodes 306 amino acids. The record is from RefSeq and is a predicted model, not a curated record. Lineage: Eukaryota; Fungi; Ascomycota; Saccharomycetes; Saccharomycetales; Saccharomycetaceae. The transcript has a single exon.